AUGGCUACAAGUAAUAAGCAAGCAAAGAGGCGUUUGAAACAGCUUGGAGCCACAUUAAACCCAUCCAAAGCGGGCUGGUCAGACUCUGAAGACGAGGAUCUUAUUCAUGAAGUCGGCAUCAAGUCCGUGCGUAUUGGCGAUGUAGUGAUGCAAGUGCACCCUGCACAGAAUCCCGAAUUGGUCCCAGAGAUCCAAGGUCCAUUCUACGAAGGUGCUCAAGAUAUACUCAGACACCUGAGAUGGAUCAUGCAGAAAGACAAGUUGGGUCAAGAUAUUUUUUUACUAGGUCCUCCUGGGCCAUUGCGUCGCAACCUCAUUAUGAAAUACGCAGAAAUGACUCAGCGAGAAAUUGAAUAUGUAGCACUGUCAAAGGAUGUGACAGAUGCAGACCUAAAGCAGCGAAGAGAACUCCAAAACAGCACCUCCUUCUACGUAGAUCAAGCAGCUGUCAGAGCAGCUAUUCAUGGCAGAAUCCUGGUGUUGGAUGGCAUUGAAAAGGCAGAACGCAAUGUAUUGCCCAUUCUAAACAAUCUGCUAGAAAACCGUGAAAUGUCUCUGGAUGAUGGCCGAUUUUUGACGACCAAGGAGGUCAAGGACACUGCAGAUACCAAGUUUGAAAAGGUGAGCCCCAGAUUCCUGGUGUUUGCUCUAGGUUUGCCUGUACCACCCUAUGUCGGAUACCCUCUGGAUCCUCCGCUUCGCUCCCGAUUCCAGAGCAGAGACGUCAAAUCACCUGAAUUCAAGUCGCAAGUGGAUCAGAUGCUUAGUUUGAUAAAAAACAAGCAGAUUUCCAGAGAUUUGAUUGAACGAUUGAUUUCCAUCAGCAUGGUUCUAGGUGUCCAAAAUGAAAAGAACAGCAACCGCGAGAUUGAAGUGCCUGAAUUCCCCAUGACGAUUGAAAGUUUGGCUCCUCUGUUGUCCUUAGUGCCCAAUAUCCACCCCCGCUUCUUGGUCGAUAUUUUGUAUCCCUACGCGCUACUUCCCACCUGUGAUUUGGAGCAGCUGAGUGUGAUUGAAGCUGCAUUCAGACGAUUUGGCGUGAAAUCAGCUGUCGUAGAAGCACACAUGGAGGCCCGUCAAACAGCGUCUGGCUACUCAAUUGCCAACAUUGACCCUAUCCAAACCGGCGACAACAUUACCGUGGAUGGUUAUCACUACACACACAAAGCCAUCGCCUCGUUUGCUUCGGAUCAGUAUGGUGCUAUUGGAUUGCCCAUUCAAUGUGGUCCUUCGCCCUUCAGCCCCGCCGAAUACUUUAUCGAAACGCCUUAUCACCGUGAAAUAUUCUCUGCCAUGGUUUUGUUGCAUGCUGGUGGUAAAGACAUUUGUCUGGUAGGCACCCACAAGGGUGUUGGCAAGUCUGCUCUGGUGCGCCACUUUGCUCGCAAUCUGGGCUACACCAUCGAUUAUAUUCCUCUGUACCGAGACAUGUCUUCUCGUGAUUUACUGCAGCGUAGAUCUACCACAGCCAAGGGUGAUACUGUAUGGGAGAACUCACUGCUCGUAGAAGCUGCCAUUCACGGUCAUCUCGCCGUGUUGGAUGGCAUUGAAGCCUUGUCUUAUGGUACUUUGAACACACUGCAACGUCUGUGCUCUGACCGUGAGACUCAAUUACCGGAUGGCACUCGUUUGAUCAGCGGUCAUCGCUAUGCCAAAUUGAUGCGCAAGCAAUCGCCCGAAGUAUUGGAAGCCAAGCGUUUGAUCCCUAUUCACCCCUCCUUCCGUAUCAUGGCAUUAGCUCGUGCUGGUACUAGUGGCCAGACCGACACCAAGGCUGGGUCUUGGCUCACAGCAGAGAUAUUGUCCAUGUUCCAUUUCAUUGUGGUUGAUUCACUCCCAUCGCAUGAAGAACAAGAAGUACUUACUGCCUUGUCACCUGGUGUGGAUGAAGACAAGCUGAGACAAUUGCUCACAUUUGCUAGAAGACUCCGUAGAGACAAGGAUGACACCAUUCGCAUGUUGUCCAGUGCAUUAUCUACCCGCCAAUUGAUUCGUAUCUGCCGUCGUUUGGCCUAUUUUGAAAAUGAGAGUCUGUAUAUUGCUAUUCACAAGGCUGCUCUGUCUCGCUUUAUGCCUGCUGUUGCCCGUGAGGCCUUGUCUGCAUUGAUGAUCGCCAAUGGUAUUUACCCACCCAAGGAAAACCCCACUGCACCGGAACUAGUGAUUGAAGUCUUGCCCUCACGAGAGUCGCCUGAACAGAUUCGCAUUGGCAAUGUCACUGAAUCCGUGUUCAAGGGCGGUGAUCCCAUGCUGAUUCCCAACGUUGUUUUUCACGAAAAUCCUGCUCACACCGAGAUUUUGAGAGAGAUGCUCAAGGACUACCAAUUGGGCGAUCAUCUGCUUUUGAUUGGUAACCAAGGUGUUGGUAAGAACAAGCUGGCUGAUUACUUUUUGCAGCUGCUACAAUUGCCCCGUGAAUACAUCCAACUGCAUCGCGACAGUACUGUGCAGAGUUUGACAACGACACCUGCCAUUGCCGAUGGUGUAUUGACCUAUGAAGAUUCUGCUCUCGUCAAGGCAGUGCGUGAUGGUACCAUCUUGGUGGUCGAUGAGGCGGAUAAAGCACCCACCUAUGUCACAGCUGUGCUCAAGAGUUUGGUUGAGGAUGGUCAAAUGGUACUGGGUGAUGGUCGUCGUAUUAUCUCCAAGGAGUCUGAUAUUCAGGACAGCCAAAACUACAUUAUGGUGCAUCCCAACUUCCGCAUACUUGUGCUGGCUAAUCGUCCUGGCUAUCCCUUUUUGGGCAACGAUUUCUACCGCGAGAUUGGCGAUGUCUUUAGUUGCCAUGCUGUCGACAAUCCAGACAUGACGUCUGAAAUGUUCUUGUUGCGUAAAUACGGCCCCCAGGUGUCUGAGGAUUUGCUGGCCAAGUUGUCUAGUGCCUUUACUGAUUUGCGUAAAUUGACGGAUGAAGGUCUCAUUUCUUAUCCUUACUCUACUCGUGAAUUGGUCAACAUUGUGCUCCAUUUGCAAAACUACCCAGAAGAAGGCAUCUCCAAAAUUCUGCAAAAUGUGUUUGAUUUUGACCAGUACGACCAAGCCUCCAAAGAGCUGGUGAUUGAAAUCUUUGAAAAGCAUGGUAUUCCCGUCGGUCUCGAGUCUGAUUUCUCUAUGCAUUUGGGUGAUGUCUUGUCCUUGAACAAGCCUCUGUUGUCUGAGCAGUGGGCUCGUGUGCCUUCUGCCACCAAGCAUGUUGCUAUUCGCAUUGAAACAGAGUCCAUUGCUGUUCGUGGUGGCUGGGACAUUGAUGUGGGCAAAAAGUGGAAGGAUCUCGAGCGCAAGGAAGGCAGAUCCACCAUCUUUUCCGAGCAACUAUACACGUUUGAUAUCCCCACGCGUGGCGAAGCGCUUGAUAUUGCCACUGUGGAUGAUGGCACCCUGUUUGUGGUUACUACCAACCCAGUGACACUCCAUCGCAUUGAUCCCAACCACAAGCGCAUCGAUAGUUUGGAUCUUUACGAGUACUUUCCUUUGCAACGCGCACCUCCCAGACUCCGUAUCUCUGUGAUUCGCGCCAAGACUGGUGCUGUCAAGUACCUUGCCUUGCACAAUCCCUCCAACAACGAGCUGCUAUGCUGCGAUUUCAACAAGAAAUCAGUCGUGUCUGUGGUGAUUCGUGGUUUGGAGCCUGUCAAGUCCAUCAUGUGCAACAACUUGAGUGCUACUGGCACCCUGAUCUUUUACCAAGAGGACCAACCCACCAUUGCUGUGCUUGAUUUCAACACAUCGCAGCAACACACGCUUACCUUCCCUCAACGCAUCAGCCAACUGCAUGUUGUUGAGCCUCAUUUCUGGAUUGCUCGUGGUAGUCGCAAUGCCAACAUCUAUGCCAUUACACCCGACAAGGAAGGCAGCCUUCCCAAUGUCAUGGAAUCUAUUCAAGCCUUGGGCCAAAAUGGCCAACCUGUGGGCGAGCUGGCUCACAUUUACGAAAGAGAUUUUGCUCCUGGUGCUAAAUUUGCUCAAAAUGCCGAUCUCAACAAGUUUGCCUCUAUUCUUGAAGGAUGCUCUUAUGCUGACUUUUAUGGUGAUCGAGGCGUGAUUGACAUUUCUUGUUACAUGAAGCAUCAGCAACAGAGCAGUGAAAACCAAGAAGCCAGAAAGGUCAAGGGAUCCUCUUUGUAUCUGCAGCAAACACAGCAACUGGCCAUCAUUCAACCACCCACCGAUGGUCGCGCUGAGAGCACGCUGGAUCUCUUGAACCCCAACACAAACCAAAUAUGGCGCAUCAAGAUGCCAUUGUCUGUCAUUGGCAACAUGGAGGCACCUGUGCCCACUUACACACAAUUCCAAGUAGAGCGAUUUGCAGCUACCAUGUGCGAAUUGCCAAACGGUAACCUUGUCACCAUGGACAAUGCAGGUACAGUACGUAUCUGGCAAGUCAGUUCCAACGAAAUCUACAAAGCUGCCCAGACAUGGAAGCAAAUGGUCGGUGUGGAUCAAAAGGUGCUAUCUGUCAUUUACGAAACGGAUGAAAAGCAAUUGGACGAUCUCUACGAUGAAGCCAAGAAGCUGGCAGGCGACCAAGGCAAUAGUGAUGCUCAGUGUCAAAACGAUGGCCAGGGACAAGGAUCUGGAGGUUCUUCUGGUGUAGGUGAGGGUGAUGGUGGAUCUGGAUCAGGCGGUCAAGGUGGAGGCGGUGUCAAUGGCUCUGGCAACAACAUGAAUGAAGAAGGACGCCAAGAAGCUAGUUUUGAGGACAUUAAUAACCUAAAACUGAAAACGGCUGGUGAUGAACCUGAAGCUAUCACAGAAGCUCAAAAGGAAAUGCACGAUCAAGCCAUGGAAAAGAUGCUCAAGAAGCUCGACAUGAGUCAAGCUGAUUUCCAGCAAUACAAUACAUUCAUGGAAAAUAUUCGUCGUGAAGUGCGCGAGCUACGUGUUAUUCUAGAGAGCGUUGAAGCAAAGAAACACGAGCGAGUUUGGCUCAAGAAUCAAUCUUCUGGUGAUUUAGACGACACAAAAAUCAUUGAAGGGCUCACGGGUGAAAGAGCCAUCUACAAGAAGCGUGGUGAAGAUGACCCUGAGCUAGGUUUGUUUCAGGACAAGCCCAAGCGCAUGAAUUUUGUCUUUGACUUGUCUGCCAGUAUGUUCCGUUUCAACACGCAUGAUCGUCGUUUGGAGCGUUCAAUGGAAGUGGCUCUCAUGUUGAUGGAAUCUUUCCGUGGAUUUGAGCACAAGUUUGCUUACAAAAUUGUGGGUCACAGUGGUGAUGGUGCCAACAUUGAGUUUGUUGUGCCUGGCAAGUACCCCAAGACAGAAAAGGAAGCCUUUGAGGUGAUUAGCAAGAUGAAGGCUCAUUCGCAAUACUGUCUCAGUGGUGAUAACACACUUGGUGCAGCCUCUCAUUCCAUGAAGGAGGUGGUCGAGGAGGAAUCAGAUGAUUAUUUUGUAGUUGUCUUGUCGGAUGCUAACAUUGCUCAGUACAAUAUCCACCCCAAUGACAUUGCUAGAAUCCUCAAGUCGGACGAUCGUGUUACUGCACAGAUGAUCUUCAUUGGCAGUAUUCAGGAUCAAGCAGAGCAGUUAAAAAAGGCAUUAGGAAGCCACGCUCACAUUUGUACAGAAAACAAGGAGCUCCCCAAGAUUAUCAAAUCAUUGUUUUUGUCAUCUAUGGUCAAGGGUUAA
Molecule: messenger RNA, 5628 nt
Organism: Mucor velutinosus
Lineage: Eukaryota; Fungi; Mucoromycota; Mucoromycetes; Mucorales; Mucoraceae
Product: VWFA domain-containing protein
Exons: 11
Coding region: 1-5628 (1875 amino acids)
Cellular component (GO): cytoplasm
Molecular function (GO): ATP binding; protein binding; ATP hydrolysis activity
Source: RefSeq, a predicted model, not a curated record